Molecule: messenger RNA, 3633 nt
Organism: Lates calcarifer (barramundi perch)
Lineage: Eukaryota; Metazoa; Chordata; Actinopteri; Centropomidae
Gene: slc16a6b
Product: solute carrier family 16 member 6b
Exons: 6
Coding region: 362-2056 (564 amino acids)
Biological process (GO): monocarboxylic acid transport; transmembrane transport
Molecular function (GO): monocarboxylic acid transmembrane transporter activity
Source: RefSeq, a predicted model, not a curated record
CCGCGUUUGAAUACCGGCUUGAGCCGGUAAAGAGCUGCCAAGACAGCCAGGAAAUAAUUCACCGAAGACAAAAGAUGCGAAAGGCUGUGGCAGAGCGAAAAUAGUUCAAAGCGGCAUCGGUUUUUCCACUAGCCUUUUAUUAUUUUUUAUUUUUUUUUGCGGGAAACAAGUGGUUUAGAUAUUAAAAUCAUUUUUGAAAAGCUUUACAUUUUCUAUGUCAAUUAUUGUUCUCUUCCGCUUGGAAAAUAGGCCAAUACAUUAAAGCUACAAGAUGACGACGACAUAGAAAACCCGGCUUCUUUACACCAGAAGACUCAUUUCUUCCAUUUCUGGUCAGCUCUGCUGGUGGUCUGCUGUAGCCAUGAGGGUGCCCAGUUGUUUGGGGCCUAAUGUUUACCCAGAGGUGCCUGAUGGCGGCUGGGGCUGGGCUGUGGCUGCGGCCUUCUUCUUGGUGGAGGUCUGCACCUAUGGGACCCUCAAGAGCCUGGGCGUCUUCCUCCAGGACCUGAUGGAGGAGUUUGGAGAAAGCAACAGCCGAGUGUCAUGGGUCAUUUCCAUUUGCGUCUUCAUCUUUACCUUCACUGCCCCUCUGUCCACGAUGCUGAGCAACCGCUUUGGCUAUCGUCCAGUGGUGAUGAUGGGAGGCUUCCUCAUCAGUCUGGGAACCAUCACCUCCGCCUUCACCAAUUCCAUUAAUGAGAUGUACAUCACCAUCGGCAUUGUCUCAGGCCUCGGCUACUGCCUCACCUUCCUCCCCACUGUCACCAUCUUAGCCCAGUACUUCUCCAGACGGCGAGCCCUCGUCACCUCCAUUGCUUCCUCCGGAGAAUCCUUUGCUAUAUUUGCAUUUGCUCCAGCCUUCACUACACUGAAACAACACAUUGGCUGGCGCUACUGUCUGGUUGUCCUUGGCACCUUUCAGGCUUCUGUGAUUGGCUGUGGGCUUCUUCUGCGCCCAAUAAUCAUUGAGCCAGAACCUGUAAAGGAGGACAAUGAGUCGGACAAAGACUCUCUCUCUCUGAAGCAGCUGCAGACUGUGUAUGAGCUGGAGAAUGAACAAACCAGAACCUCCAUCAGCUCAGGAGUCUCCAGAGGUUCGGAGGACUCAGGUGUCACCUCCCUCUCUGCCUCAAAUGUAGACCUGAGGACUGCAGGAGCUGAAACCAAGGCCCUAGUGGAGUGGGAGUUGCAGGACAAAGAGGGCCGGGAGCCAUCACUGUCCACACCUCCCAGCCCAGUCAAGGAGAAGGAUGAGGUGGAACCGGCAGAGGUAGAGGCGGGUCCUCUCAAGCCCUCCAGCCCCAAACUCAUGGACUUCUCUGUGCUUAAAGACUGUGCCUUCAUCUGGUACUCACUCUUUGGCCUGUUUGCCACACUGGGCUUCUUUGCUCCACAGAUCUACAUCAUUGAACUGAGCAAGAGUCGGGGAGUGGAGCCCAACAUGGCCUCCUACAUGCUCUCUGUGAUGGCCGUGGCCGAGAUCUUUGGUCGCUUGUCUAUUGGGGUGGUGCUGAACAAAGUCCGUUGCAGGAAGACCCUGCUGUUGCUGGUGUGUGUGGUUCUACUGUGCCUGGUUCUAGUGGCUUUCACUAUUGUGUGGGAGUUCUGGGGCUUGGUGGUCUGCUGCGCCCUCUAUGGUUACUUCAUGGGCACCGUGGGCUCCACCCACAUCCCCAUGCUGGCUGAGGAGGAUGUGGUGGGAAUCCAGAAGAUGGCAUCCUCUGUAGGAGUGUAUGUCUUCAUCCAGAGCUUUGCCGGACUGGCCGGACCCCCCUUAGGAGGUGUAUUGGUGGAUGUCACACAGAACUAUGGUGCUGCCUUCUAUUCCUGCGCAGUGGGUAUGGGGCUCAGUGCCAUCUGCCUGGGCCUGGUCGGUCCAGCCAAGUCUGGCAUGUGUCAAAGACAGUGCAGAAAGAAAGAAGAAGGCAAAAACCUGGAGGAAGAGCAGAAAAUAUCUCAGGAAAGUGACCAGACUGACUUUUUGGAGGUGGACUUGGCCCCGGAGGACAGUCCCGUUAGACGGGCUGUGGAUCAGGACAGCGCCUCUGUAAUAUGACCCCAACCACAGCAUGACAUCACCUCAUAAUUAAAGACAAGGACGUCAACAAAGCAAAUACAUACGUCUGCACUGCGAGAGGCUGCAGUGUCACUGACACUAACCCACAGUCUUGACAGCUGCUGCUGGUUCUGAUUCUCAGGUGUCACUCUCUCUCACUUUCUGACAAGCUUGAAGUUCACUCCUUCCCAGACAGGAAGCAGUCUCUCCUCUGAGACCAAAGACACAUCCAUGCUGAGUACAUGGUGUCACACCUUAGCUAUUUAACAAGCUUACAAACAAUUCUGUUCCAGCUGUUUAGAGCAAAACCUCACCUCAACUAUCGAGUGUUCACAAUCCUCUGUGUAUUAUUAGUUUGUGUUCUCUUUGAGUUAGUGUACUGCUAUCUCAGGAAAGAAGCGUUGUGUGAGGCAUUGUGAGCGUGACAUAGAUGAAACAGUCAUGAUACGUGUCAGAAGCCUCUAUUAUCAUGCUUGUUGAUUCCUGCUCGUGCUCAGGCGUGCACGUCUCGACCAUGCGUUUUCAUCAAAGCCCCGCAACGGCUCUGAUUCCUGCUGACCCACGUGUUGUGUUUUUUCCGCCCUCGUUGGACGCACACACACCACAUGACACAGUCACUUCUUCAGCAAAGUCUGGAGAGUGAAACACACACACCUCGUGGCUUUUAAAUGUAACUGUCCCUUGCAAAAUGAACAGUAGACAAUCUGCCUUUAUGCCUUUGAUGCAUGGAGAACGAUACUCACUACUGCUGAAGCUGGACAAGAAAAUGUAGUCAUGCAAUCUGUACAUACAGUCUGUCUAUUGGUCCCACAUACAUGUACAUUCAUGUAAUUGAUAUUUAAUUUCUGAAACUAUUGUAACAAUAGCAAUACUGCAGCAGUGUUCACUGAUGGUUAAGAAUGGAUUAAGGAGUUCCAGCUUGGUCUCUGUUCCCAGGGUCUGUACUCUGUGAUUUCAUCAUAUUGGAGGUUGUGGGAUUCAUUUUGCAUGAGCCUCAGUCCCAGUUUCCAUCCUCCAUUCUGUACUGUUUUGAGUAAAAGCACUGACUGUAUAUCUACUAUCAUCUUAUCAUGAUCCUUUUAAUGAACUGUAGAAUGACCUUGUUACAUCUUAACAGGAUACAAACUGAAAAGCAACGAUGAUACAAUAGAAGAGCUUAAGGGUUUACAGUGAUUUGUUUAUUCCAGUGCCAUGGCUAACCCAAUACAACGCACAUGUCAAGGUGUAGAACUAGAGACGGUAUAGAGAUGUAUAUGUCUGUAUGCAAAGGUGUGGAGGACAGAUUUGACAGGAGAGACUCCACAUGAAGCAGCUCCCCUCAGAGUCCCUCCUGCAGCCUCACAUCAUCUCCACACCCACCUCCACUAUGACUUGAAGUUUAGCUCACAAACCUUUCCUUAAUCACUGAACCACCUCUAUUUAAACUGUUUAUAAUGAUGAUCUGAUGUUCAUUUUUUAUUGUAACUUUUUUCAGUUUUUUUUUAGUUAAUCGAGUGCCAGGCAGGUUCCUGCCUGUUAAAGUGCUGUACUGCUUUCAUUAUGUAUUUUUUAAAUAAAAUCUCCUCCAAACCCUUUCA